This is a messenger RNA of Capronia coronata CBS 617.96, 2106 nucleotides long. RefSeq lists its product as uncharacterized. NCBI's taxonomy places the organism in Eukaryota, Fungi, Ascomycota, Eurotiomycetes, Chaetothyriales, Herpotrichiellaceae. The transcript has a single exon. The record is from RefSeq and is a predicted model, not a curated record. Gene Ontology annotation, molecular function: 5-amino-6-(5-phosphoribosylamino)uracil reductase activity. The coding region runs from base 1 to 2106 and encodes 701 amino acids. Gene Ontology annotation, biological process: riboflavin biosynthetic process.
AUGAGUAGCGAUCCUGAGACUCCUGAUGCUCCUGAUGGGCCGGAUCAUCAAGGCGAUGACCAGCUCGACACUGAUGCCGAAGACGAUGGGGGCAAUGACACCACAAUGCACGACGACGCAACUGGCAAUGAUACCAUGAUGCAAGAUGAAGAUGGUGGUAACGACAGCGCGAUGCAAGAGGACGAACAAGGUGGAGGGGAGCGGACCUUACAGAAUGGAAAACCCUACGCGGUGGCCGAAGAAGACACCAACUACAGUGUCUUCGUGAACCCUCCAGACCUCGCGCAGAUGCGCCAACGAUUCUUCGACCUGGAAGAACCGAUCGAGCUCGCAGUGGCAGACUUUGACGCAUACUUUCCAUUCGUCGACAACAUCUGGCGCAAACUGCGGGCAGGAGAGGCCCAGCCAGAAAGCAAUGUAAGAACGGACUACUAUGCCUGCAGACUACGCAGAGGUGCCAAUCAAAAGCCCCACGUACCACGCCCUACCCCAGAAGGCAAACAGACACGGAAGAAGAGAGCACGUGAUGACAAAACAUGCGGCAUGACCAUGAAAGUCGUCUACAACGCCGGGCCAGUCGAGAGUUGUACUGUUUCACGCGCGGUCGACAAGUUUCAGAAACACUCGCAUGACCUCGACUACAUUGAUUCGACCAAACGCAACUCGGGCAUCAUGGACACCGCGCGCCGAGAGGCAACCAAAGGGUUCCUGCCGGCCUCUAUUUUCUGGAAGAUGUGGGAGGAGCCUGACAAGAUGCUGGCAGCAGGCGGGAAAUUCAUGAAGGUAUCCGACGUGCGCAAUGUUCAAUACGCUUGGAGGCAGGGUAAUCAGCAGGCUGUAUUGAAGGCCCACCGAGGCUUCAACCAGACCCGCGCUCCUCGUCACCGACCACCGACGCCGCCCCAGCCUUUCCCGCCGGCGAUGCAGGCAGGAGUCUUCGGUCGAUUGGAACCGGUCAAACAGCAGGCAUCGACUCCUGAUCGACCAACGGUGUCCCUGGAUACGCUCCAAUACCCUCAACACGCAAGAGCUUUCCUCGAACCAUACCUGCCCGACCCCAGUCUCUCUGCUGCCCGAACCCGUCCUCAUGUCACUCUUACCUGGGCCAGCAGCUUGGAUAGCCGGCUCACUCAAGUGCCCGGUGUCCAGGUCGCCAUUUCCGGGCCGGAAACAAAGGCCAUGACACAUUAUCUUCGAAGUCGACACGAGGCCGUUGUAAUCGGUGUCACCACUGCCAUCGCGGAUGACCCAGCGUUGAACUGCCGACUUGCAAAUCCCUCCGGUUACGGUGGACUACCGGUAGAACAACAACCCCGACCAAUCAUCAUCGAUCCACAUGCCCGGCUCCACAUCCGUCCAGAGUUGAAGAUACUCAGAACCGCGGCAGAAGGUCGUGGGAAAGCACCCUGGGUUGUGGUCGCACCGGGCGCCAUGCUGCACCCUCUGGCGGUCAGCACCCUCAAAGCCCACGGCGGUGAGUAUCUGAUGAUCAACGACUAUCAUCCUCAAGCGGGAGGUCUGAACUGGGCCGGCAUUUUCAACGUGCUGUUCCGGGAAGGCAUCAAGAGCGUCAUGGUGGAAGGAGGUGGCACUGUUCUCUCCGAAUUGCUGAGACUGCGACAUGCCUACAUGAUUGACUCGGUCAUCAUGACCAUUGCACCCACGUUCUUCGGCAAAGCUGGUGUUCCAGUCUCACCCGAUCCGACGUUCGACGCCGCCGGCCGACCGAUCGCGACCAGACUAAGAAACGUCCGGUGGCAGCCGAUGGGCGAUUCUGAUGUCGUCCUUUGUGGUCAUAUGACGUUUGACCGUCCUACGAAUGGAAUCUUACCUGGCAUCGAGGAAUUCUCUCGUACCGCAACGGAGACACCGACCCAGCAGUCCAAGCAGCAGGCACAGGCACCUCGAGCAGCGCCACAUGUUCCAGGCCAGCCAUCGGUCCCACCACCAGGGCAACAGCAACCUCCAUCGGCGGCAACCACGGCCUCUCCAUCCCUGCAACCUAUGCCCCAGCAAUCCGCUGCGCCCUCUGCGCCCUCUGCGCCCUCACAACCGUCCCUUGCAGAAUCAGCAACAGUACCUACCACGGUUCCCGGCCCAAGUUGA